AUGUGUCGGGCAGACUUCAAAGGCAAGGUCGUCGUUAUCACAGGCGGCAACUCGGGACUGGGCAAAGAGACAGCGUUGAGCCUGUCUAAGCUAGGAGCUCGUCUAGUGCUCACUGCUAGAGAUAAAGGCAGGCUAGACGAGGUGAAGGCUUUGUGUGUGGAGAACGGGGGGAGGGAG
Messenger RNA from Aplysia californica (California sea hare), 177 nucleotides. RefSeq lists its product as uncharacterized. The record is from RefSeq and is a predicted model, not a curated record. NCBI's taxonomy places the organism in Eukaryota, Metazoa, Mollusca, Gastropoda, Aplysiida, Aplysiidae.